AUGAUGCUUGGUACAGUUCGCCGAUUUGGCGUUUCCCACGCGCUGCGCGCUACUACGCCUCGCUCAAUCUCAGCGCGGUUCGCUACCCAGCUGCCGAAAUGGCAAUCUCCUUCUACUCUUUCAUCUGCUGUUGCAACCAGAUCGCUUCAUGCAUCUUUCCCGAGGAUGUCUGCGGCUACUGCGGAGGCAGUUGCUGAGGAGAUCGAGCCCUCCAAGCCUGCGAUUAUCACAGAGUUUGCCGACCUGGCGUCGGGGAAUCUCAUUCACAACUCGAUUAUUAAAAACAUCAUUCAAUCUGACCGGAUGAACCUCAAGACUAUGACCGAGGUGCAGUCUCUUACUCUCCACGAGAUUGUUAAGGGCGAUGAUAUCCUCGCCCAGGCCAAAACAGGAACCGGAAAGACACUUGCUUUCCUUGUCCCCACUCUGCAGAACAUUUUGAAUGACCCCAGUGUCGAUUUGUCCAGGGUUGGCCGCCGCUCGGGCAGAACUGGCCCUUCGGAAAUCCGUGCUCUUAUCAUCUCCCCUACCCGUGAACUUGCGGAACAGAUUGCAGUUGAGGCUAGAAAGGUUGCAUUUGGCACUGGUCUUAUUGUUCAGACCGCUGUUGGUGGCACCCAGAAGCGUGCUGGUCUUGCCAAGAUUCAACAGGAGGGCUGCCAUCUGCUUAUCGGCACCCCCGGUCGUCUCAAGGACAUCCUCUCGGACCCCUGGACUGGUGUCUCUGCCCCCAAGUUGAACACUCUGAUUCUCGAUGAGGCAGACCGUCUUUUGGACCAGGGUUUCGCUCCUGAUAUUGAAGAGAUCCAGACCAUGCUUCCCAACCCCACACAGGUGGACCGCCAGACACUCAUGUUCUCAGCCACCGUUCCCAGAGAAGUUAUGCAGAUGGUUCGCCAGACCCUGAAGCCUAACUUCAAGCACGUCAACACCGUUCGUGAGGAUGAAGUCCCCACCCACGUCAGAGUGCCCCAGAAGCUUGUCUACACACGCGGUCUUGAGAACAACUUGCCCGCCCUCCUCGAGCUCGCUCAGAACUGGCAAGCGCGCCGUGAUAACGGCGAGCAGCUGCGUCCUUUCAAGGCCAUCGCCUACUUCAACUCCACCGCUGAGACCAAGGUUUCCGCCGAUGCUUUCAACGCCAUUGCCCGCUCUCCCGAGUUCCGCAAGUCUGGUAUGAACAACAUGAGAAUGCUCGAGAUUAACUCCCGUCUCUCGCAGGCUCUCCGCACUCGCGCCGCAGAUAGCUUCCGCAGGGCUCGCGAGGGUAUCUUGUUCUCUUCCGACGUGACUGCUCGUGGUAUGGAUUUCCCCGAUGUCACCCACGUCAUUCAAGUUGGUGUUCCCCGUGACCGCGAGACCUACAUUCACCGUCUCGGCCGUACAGCUCGUGCCGGCAAGGAGGGUGAAGGCUGGCUGUUCAUGCACAGAGCCGAACAGGAUGUCUACCGCAAGCGUCUGGGUCGUCUCCCAUUGAAGGUGCACGAAGGCUUGGAAUCUGCCGAUGCAGAUCUUUCCCAGACCUUCUCUAACGACACACCUGUUGGCCAGAUCAUCAACAAGAUUAACGAGGGUCUCGCCCAGUGUGACGGUGCCACCAAGGUCAAGUCCUACAUGGGCCAGCUUGGUACAACCACUGGUAACUUCAACAGCAAGCGUGAGGCCAUCCAGGCACUCAACCAGAUGUUCACCAUUGGAUACAACAUGCACACCCUCCCUGAACUCAGCCCCAAGUUGAUGCAGCAAAUGGGUCUCAACAAGCUUGACGGUGUCAGCGCAGGUGACGGCUCCCGCCAACGUCGCGAGGGCGGAUUCUCCCGCGGUGGUGACCGUGGUGGCCGUGGUGGCUUCUCUCGCGGUGGUGACCGUGGUGGUUUCUCCCGUGGUGAUCGUGGUGAGCGUGGUUUCGCCCCUCGUGGUGGUGACCGCGGCUUCUCUCGCGGCGGUGAUCGUGGCGGUUUCUCCCGUGGCGGUGACCGUGGCGAGCGUGGUUUCUCCCGUGGUGACCGUGGUGACCGCGGCUCAUCGCGUCCUCGCCGCUCUUUCGACGAAGACUCUUUCCGUUUCUAA
Penicillium griseofulvum is the source of this 2070-nucleotide messenger RNA. It is a transcript of the gene helA, whose product is annotated as putative DEAD box RNA helicase HelA. The record is from RefSeq and is a predicted model, not a curated record. Gene Ontology annotation, molecular function: nucleic acid binding; ATP binding. Gene Ontology annotation, cellular component: mitochondrion. Bases 1 to 2070 code for a protein of 689 amino acids. NCBI's taxonomy places the organism in Eukaryota, Fungi, Ascomycota, Eurotiomycetes, Eurotiales, Aspergillaceae. The transcript is spliced from 2 exons.